CUCAGAUUAUGACUACAUCAAAUAAUCUUUAUAUAAAGAUAACCAUCACCAAAAUUGCUUAAUUAGCUAUGAGCUAGGUACAUCUAGUUCUUUACUUUCUACACCUCCUAUAUAUAAUAUAAGAAAGGAGAAACUUAAUUAGCAAUUUCAUUCAAAGAAACCUCUCAUGGCGGAAGGAGAACAAAGAUCUCUUGAAGAAACCCCAACAUGGGCUGUCUCAGUUUGUUGCUUCUUUGUUCUUGUUAUAUCAUUGAUCAUUGAAGGAGGUCUCCACAAAUUGGCUGAGUUUUUGAGGAAAAAGAAAAGAAAAUCCAUGGGGAAGGCUUUGACCAAAACUAAAACAGAAAUGAUGAAACUCGGUUUCGUGUCAUUUCUUCUGACAAUAUCGGAAGUGCCAAUGUCGAAAAUUUGCAUCAACAAGGAUGUAGCAAAUUCUUUCAGGCCAUGUAAAGAUUCUGAAUACUUAGCAGGUGAAGUUUCAAGAAAAGAAUUGGGAUACCACGACAACUAUUGUGAAGCAAAGGGCAAGGUAGGGCUAAUUUCAAGUGAAGGAAUCCUGGAGCUAAAUAUCUUAAUCUCCAUUUUGGCAGUCUUUCAUAUCCUUUACUGCACAUUAACGAUGUGUCUUGGGAAGGCUAAGAUGAGAAGAUGGAAAAAAUGGGAGGAGGAGACUCAAACACUUGAAUAUCAGAUAGACAAUGAUUCAAGAAGAUUCCAGUAUAUAAGUCAAACAUUGGGUGGCAAGCGUCAUUUUAAAUUCUGGAAUAAUUAUUCUCCCUUGCUGUGGAUUGUCUGUUUUAUGCGGCAGUUCUAUAAUUCAGUCUCAAAAGAUGAUUACUUUGCUCUACGAAAUGGGUUCAUUGCAAAAAAUAUUUCUGAAGGCAGCAAUUUUAAUUUCAACUUCAAGAAAUUCCUUUCCCGCACUUAUGACGAAGAUUUUGAGAAGGUUGUUGGAAUCAGGUUUUGGAUCUGGCUUUUUUCCAUAUUUUUCAUAUUCCUUAGCGCACACGAGUUUUAUAAUUACUACUGGCUUCCAUUUAUUCCACUUGUGAUUGCUCUUCUUGCGGGGACUAAACUGCAAGUAAUAAUAACAAAGAUGCACCUUGAUAGUUGCAAGCAAAGCCCUGUGAUCAAAGGAACCAUACUUGUAAAACCAAGUGAUGAAUAUUUUUGGUUUCAUAAACCUGAAUGGCUUCUCCAUUUAAUCCAAAUCAUCCUUAUCCAGAACUCCUUUCAACUUGCAUUUUUCACUUGGAGUUGGUAUGAAUUUGGUCCAAGGUCUUGCUUCAAUAGAGAAAAAGAGGACAUUGCCAUAAGGAUUGCAUUGGGUUUAGCUGUUCAGCUUCUUUGUGCUUAUGUCACUCUACCCCUUUAUACACUUGUCACUCAGAUGGGGUCUAACAUGAGAAAGGAAAUUUUCACUGAGCAUAUUACUCAAGGUCUAAAAAAUUGGCAUAAAAAGGCUAAGCAAUCUCUUUCCAAAAGCAACAACAAUUCAGUUUCUUUACAUUCCAGAACAAGUGAGAAUUCAGUAAGAAGAUCUUUAUCUAUAGAGAGUAUGCAGAAUAACAAUAAGGUGGAAAAUGAAGACAUGCAAUCAGUAAUAGUGGUGACUAGUCCUCCUCCUGGUAACAAUUCUGGAAGUGGAGAAGAGGAAGAGAUUGUUAAUGUAGCGAGUGUUGAGCAAGAGAUAUCAAGUGAAUCAACUUCAGAAAUUAAGAAUGUUGAGGAAAAUAAUGGUAAGAUCAUCACCAGAGGAAUCUAUGACGGUGAGAUCUCCUUUGGAGUUUAUGUGGGUAGUAGUAGCAGAGGCAUAGGGGAAAUUGUUUCAAUAGCUGAAGAAGAAGAUGAUGAUACUAGUGAUCAAAAUUAAAUUCCACUUGUAAUGUUUUUAUCAAUAUAUAAAACUUGAUCUUUAAGCAAUGUCUAUAUAUGAUUGCAUUUAUGUUGUAAACAUGUAACAGCAAUUAAUCUAUUAUCAGAUAAGUAAUACUACAUAAAUAUAUAUA
This is a messenger RNA of Medicago truncatula (barrel medic), 2009 nucleotides long. RefSeq names its product MLO-like protein 12. The record is from RefSeq and is a predicted model, not a curated record. Gene Ontology annotation, biological process: defense response. The coding region runs from base 167 to 1873 and encodes 568 amino acids. The transcript has 14 exons. Lineage: Eukaryota; Viridiplantae; Streptophyta; Magnoliopsida; Fabales; Fabaceae. Gene Ontology annotation, cellular component: membrane.